CCCUCAGAGAUAAAGAUGAGUGCCCAUCUGCAGUGGGCAGACAGAGCAGGCAAAGGCCCAAGUGUGAUAAUCAGCUCUGAUCCUGCUGUGUUUGAGCUUCAGGGCUACCGACGUGGCGUGACUCAGCAAGAACAGUGGAGUCAAAAAACUGAUGAGUCACGCUUUGCUGGUUUCUCUGCCAAGUGGUCACUUGCCAGAACUUUAAAUUCCUUUAAAUAUCUUAACAAACAUGAAGCAGUUGCUGACUCAUGCUGGAGCUACUGAAUUCCCCCCACCCCCCUUGGCAGCUGUACUGAUGUGAUAGAUUUUUCCAGCACUUUCUUUCUGGGGCUUUCAUAAAUGCAGUGUCAGUAAUAAGCCAUAUUUGUGAAUUUUUUUGGAGAGUAGAUCCAAAUUAAUUCAGAUUUGGGAUGAGAAUGUUGGUCAUGAACUGGUAAUUGUUGCCCAGUUACUGCCUUGGCAGUACACAGGACAAGCACCGGUGUGGCAAUGUGGAGAGAGUGGGACAUGUUAGAGCACUGCAGCCCUGUGCUGCCAGUGAGUUUAACCUGAACUUUGCGAUAUUCUGCCUUUUCAAAUAGCUUGACACUUUCUUGUCUCACUGUGUGAAGUUGAGGUCUUUGCUCUCUUCUAGUAAAAGGGCUAUUAACAACUGGAAAAACAAACCAGAUGGGGUUAUCCUGCUCCAGGUGUGGCAUUCCUUUGAUGCACAUAGACAAGCUUAGAAAUCCAGAUUACGUUUGGACAUUGCUGAGCUUCUGCUUGGCUCUCCACGUGGCCGUGGCUCAGUGUCUGCCCGUGUUCCCCCAGGCCAACGCGGACCCGUCCGUGAUCAGCUGCCUGCACAACCUGUCGCGCAGGAUCGCCAUCGUCCUGCAGCACGAGGAGCGCCGCUGCCAGUACCUCACCCGCGAGGCCAAGCUCAUCCUGGCCAUCCAGGACGAGGUGUCUGCCAUGUCAGAGACCACAGAAGGGCCCCAGUCACCUUUUCAUCACAUCCUACCCAAGUGCAAGCUGGCCAGAGAUCUCAAAGAGACAUAUGACAGUCUCUGCACGACAGGGGUGGUUCGUUUACACAUCAACAACUGGCUGGAAGUGAGUUUCUGCCUUCCUCACAAAAUCCACUAUGUUGCCACCAACUUCAUCCCCCCAGAGGCAAUUGAGAGAAGUCUGAAAUCCAUCAGGCCUUACCAUGCCUUAUUACUUUUAAAUGAUGAGAAGUCAUUGCUUAAUGAGCUCCCGUUGGACUGCUCUCCUGCCCUGGUGAGAGUAAUUAAAACUACCUCUGCUGUGAAGAAUUUGCAGCAACUGGCUCAGGAUGCUGACUUGGCAUUGCUGCAGGUUUUCCAGCUUGCAGCACAUCUUGUUUACUGGGGCAAAGCAAUUAUUAUUUAUCCUCUUUGUGAAAACAACGUCUACAUGCUUUCUCCAAAUGCCAGUGUCUGCCUUUACUCUCCCCUGGCAGAUGCCUUCUCCUGUCAGUUCCGAGGUCACAACCUGCCCUCCAUGCUGGCCAAGUUCUCCCUCCCCGUGUCCCUGUCUGAGUUCAAGAACCCUCUGGCGCCGCCUGUGCAGGAGACCCAGCUGAUCCAGAUGGUGAUCUGGAUGCUCCAGCACCGGCUCCUGAUCCAGCUCCACACCUACGUGUGCCUGAUGGUGCCCCCGAACGAGGAGGAGUUCCGAGCCCAGGAUGAGGACAUGCCCUUCACUGCCAGGGUUGGGGGACGAAGUUUGAGCACCCCCAACGCUCUCAGCUUUGGCUCUCCAACCAGUAGUGAUGACAUGACUCUGACAAGCCCUAGCAUGGAUAAUUCCAGUGCUGAGCUGAUACCUGGUGGGGACUCACCCCUAAAUAAGAGGAUGACAGAGAAUCUCCUGGCAAGCCUGCUGGAACACGAGCGGGAAGCCAUCCUGAAUGUCCCAGCUGCCCAGAAUCCAGAAGAUCUCCGCAUGUUUGCAAGGCUGCUGCACUACUUCCGAGGCCGGCACCACCUGGAGGAGAUCAUGUACAACGAGAACAUGCGGCGCUCCCAGCUGCUGAUGCUGUUUGACAAGUUCCGCAGCGUGCUGGUGGUCACCAGCCACGAGGACCCCGUCAUCUCAGUGUUCCAGUCACUGCUGAAGUGACUCUGCUGGCACAGGAGGGAGGAGCCUGCUGAGAGUCUAAAGGAUGACUGAAAACUGAAGGAGGUGGUUUCAGUUCCUUCUUGCUGUGUGACACGCAGCAGCAGUUGUGCCCCUCGGUGCCUCGAUGCUCCCUGAGGCUCCGGGACCUGCUGCAGGACAGCACGUGCUUGCUCAGCCUGGAUUCCUGCCCUGCCACCUUCACAGCCCUUCCCUGGCCCUGCUGCUCCCCAGGGAUCGUCAGAGUGGGACAAGAGGGUUCUGCUGUGGCGCUGCUGGCAGAACAUCACCUUUGGGGGGACACUGGUGCCCUGGGAGUGCUUCCUCUGCUCUCCAGCGUGACUGCUGGGACACUCAGGCAGGAGAGGCUGGCCCCAGGGCACAGCAUGCAUGGCCCUGCUCCAGGGCUCAGGGGAGCUGGCCUGGCUGAGGGAAAUGACCCUGGGCACCCAGGAGUUCUGUUUGAUCUCGCAGCAGCGAGGACAGAGGUGGGAAGGCAACGUAUCACAAGUAAAUGAAAUUGUGAAUGAAUGA
Parus major (Great Tit) is the source of this 2658-nucleotide messenger RNA. It is a transcript of the gene NPRL3, whose product is annotated as NPR3 like, GATOR1 complex subunit. Gene Ontology annotation, biological process: positive regulation of autophagy; negative regulation of TORC1 signaling; TORC1 signaling. The transcript is spliced from 10 exons. The coding region runs from base 670 to 2127 and encodes 485 amino acids. NCBI's taxonomy places the organism in Eukaryota, Metazoa, Chordata, Aves, Passeriformes, Paridae. Gene Ontology annotation, cellular component: GATOR1 complex. The record is from RefSeq and is a predicted model, not a curated record.